Molecule: messenger RNA, 1061 nt
Organism: Chara braunii
Lineage: Eukaryota; Viridiplantae; Streptophyta; Charophyceae; Charales; Characeae
Source: the annotation of a GenBank genome assembly
UCGGAGAGUGACCUAGUGCAGAUUGUGUAUAGUUUUGUAGCUUAUGAGCGACAGGGAUACCACUAGCGAGGACGACAGGAUCUUGCGAUCGGCUAGACGCCCGAUAGCCCACUUGGCCUUAGGACCAGAGGGUGACAGGUUACUGUUCCGCCGGCUUAGGGAGAGGCAGCAGCAGCAGCGGAGAGCUAGGGCAGCAGAGGCCAGCAGGGCGUUCGCAAGCGAAGCGUCUGCUUCAGCAGCCAUGGCAACUGCUGCGCAGCGGAGUUCCCAGAAGCGUUGGAUUGAAGUCAUUGAGCAAUAUGACUUCGAACCCCUGUACAUCAAGGGGGAGGUUGCUGAUGCGUUGUCACGUAGGCCAGAUUUUCUCGGUGCGCUGGUCAUUGAAUUUGGGCUUGCGGACGAUGUUACUCAGUCCUUGAUGGAAGCCUGUCGCGAGGACCCAUUCACGUCAGAGAUCAUACGCAGACUCGAGGCGAAGGAUAAACCUACGUUUGAAGAGUUUAAGUUGAUCAAUGGCCUCCUGUUCCUUGAGAAGGCCGGGAAUAAACGUCUUUGUGUGCCUAAUCGGGAGUCACCACGCAUGGAUGGAGAGGUCGACAUCGACGACAUCGUUGACCUCUCGUCGCUCAAUGCUGCCCCCAACCAUGCUCGUCUUGUGGCAUCCUCGGGGCGCGAUGGUGCCGUCUUCCUCCUCCGCCUCGGCACAUUUCCAUGUCCCAUACCAUGCUCUCGUCGCUCAAUGCUUCCCCCAUCCAUGGUUGGAGAGGUCGACAUCGACAACAUCGUUGACCACAAGGAAACAGGCAGGGGACGUCCUCCGAAACCAAAGCUACAGUACCGGGUUCAGUUCAAACAUCAUACUGAUCCAAAGGAGGAUCGAUGGUUUGCCAAGGAGGAACUGAUGCAGACCGCCCCUCAGGCUGUGACCCAAUAUGAAAAGUCUCUACAGAAGGGAAAGCGCCAGAUUAUUGAAGACUAAACUUCUCAGAGGACUAGCGAAGUAUGGAGGAGGGAAUGCGAGGCACAAGGCCUCGAUACGCCCUACUGGGCCCUAUUUUCAG